Molecule: messenger RNA, 1110 nt
Organism: Momordica charantia (bitter melon)
Lineage: Eukaryota; Viridiplantae; Streptophyta; Magnoliopsida; Cucurbitales; Cucurbitaceae
Product: Gibberellin-regulated family protein
Source: RefSeq, a predicted model, not a curated record
CCACAUUUUUAUUUUUUUUCCAUUUACCAAAAAUCACAUCUUCUUGAAAUUUGAACCCCCUCUACCCCCAUUUUUAAUCUCUGCCCUCUAUUUAAACCUCUGUGUGGCUUCUUUCUAGGUGUGAUCAGAUCAGUUCAAUAAGCCUCUGCUUCUUAUGUUUUCUGGGUUUUGCCCACCACCUGUUCGACGAAUGGCCUCAAUGGCCAAUCUGUAUCUUUUUUGCGUUGUUCUUCUUUUUGCCUCAUGGGUUUCAGCCAAUGCCAAUGGACUGUCUGGGGAGAAGGAGGAGGUGACUUUGAUGGAUGUUGUGUACCCCAAGGUUCCAGUUCCAGCCCCUGUUCCUUCUCCUCCGGCUUACAAAGAGCCGGCGCCGGCGCCGCCUGUCAAGCCACUGCCGCCGCCGGCUCCGCUAAUCAAACCACCGGCAGCUCCGCCGGUUAAGGCACCAUAUACCCCUGCUCCACCAGUCAAGCUUCCCCCACCUCCAACUCCGCCGGUGAAGCCGCCGUCAUCUCCUGCUCCGCCGGUGAAGCCGCCGUCAUCUCCUGCUCCGCCAGUGAAGCCGCCGUCUUCUCCUACUCCGCCGGCGAAGGCACCUUACGUUCCUUCUCCGCCGGUGAAGCCGCCGUCUUCUCCUGCUCCGCCGGUGAAACCACCAUACACCCCAUCUCCUCCGGUGAAGGCACCUUACACCCCUGCUCCGCCGGUGAAUCCGCCGUCUCCGGCAGCUCCCAAGCCACCGCCAGUCUCCGGCCAGGAAUGCUACCCACAAUGUGGAAGGAGAUGUGAGCUGCAUUCAAGGAAGAGGGUGUGCAUAAGGGCGUGCGUGACGUGCUGCUACAGGUGCAAGUGCGUGCCGCCGGGGACAUACGGCAACAGAGAGCUCUGUGGAAAGUGCUACACCGAUAUGACCACUCACGGCAACAGAAUCAAGUGCCCAUAAUAAACAAACAAAACCAAAGCCUUUUUCUUUUUCUUCUCUUUUAUAUGGUUUUAUGUUCUUCCAAGGGUUAAUUUACAUGCUCUCUGUUUUGAAUCUGUUUGGAUUUUGAUGUAUGAUAGUGGUGGUAUUAGUUUAUCUAUCUACUCUUGCUUUUGCAACUUGUGUCA